Molecule: messenger RNA, 2754 nt
Organism: Saprolegnia parasitica CBS 223.65
Lineage: Eukaryota; Oomycota; Saprolegniomycetes; Saprolegniales; Saprolegniaceae
Exons: 4
Coding region: 1-2754 (917 amino acids)
Source: RefSeq, a predicted model, not a curated record
AUGAUCCACUCGCGGCGCCUCGUGACAACGAUCGCGGGCCUUGGCCUCGCCAGUGCGAGCGCAUGGAUGUACUCGGACGAGGACAUGGCACCUGUCGUCGUCGUCAAGGAGAGCGCUACAAAGAAGUCGAAGCGCAGCCGCAGCAAUAGCCUCACCGGGCCUUGGGACGCCAAGCGGCAUGGCAUUGAGCAGAGCUACUUCCGCAAGGUCGGCGACUAUCUCGCGUCCGCGACCGUUCAAGCGUCGACGGCGUACGUCUCGCUUGCAGGGCGUGGCAACCAGGCGCUUAACGUCGCCGACCGCGCCCAUCCGCAGCUCGACGCGAAGCAGUUGAUUGCCAGCAGCAACUUUGACCUGCUCCUCAACCUUGUCGCGAGCGAUACCAACAACACAGUGCACGACGACACGUACAAAGCGAUCAACCGCGCGGCCGAGCGCAACGUCGAAUGCGCGGCUGCGAUUGCCGAGCGGGCGACGCGGUAUGGCAAGCAGGCGCUUCUGCAUCUCGCAAGGCGCAACGACCUCGACGGACGCCUCGGCGACGCGCUCCGCGGACUCACCGUGCUCAACGGCAACGAGUGUCGGUUUGGGCCUGCCAACCUCACGUCGCUGGUCGCCCUUGUGUGUGCGAGCGACCUCCCGCCAUCCUACGCCGAGUUUGCGUGGUGGGCCCUCGCCGCGAGUGCAAGCGAUCGCGCGCUCACGUCACGCUACCGGUGGCGCAAAACGUGGUUCGGCGACGACCGUGUCGCCCGGACGCGCUCCGUACUCAUGCGGAACCCUUACAUUUGGUCGGCGCUGCUUGCGACCGACGCAGCCAGCCCCGAAGUGCAGCUGCAAGCGUCGUCGCUCGUCAAGGAGCUCGUCAAGGCGUCCUCGAUGGCGACCUGCCUCGACGACGACAAACUCGACUUGAUCUGGGAGUGGUUCGUCACAGAAGACGACGUGCCGCUCAGCCUCAACGCGAUCGAGACGCUUGCCGUCGUGGCGGCGGACCCUGCGUGGCGUGCCAAUGUGCUCGGCCGCGGCUUCCUCGACCAGUUGCACCACAAGAUGCACGGAACCAAGGACCCGCGCCUUGCCGCCGCGGUCCUCCGCGCCGUGCACGCCGUCGCCUUUUCCCAUGCUUCGUCCGACCUCGACGCGCACGCGCUCUCGCGCGUUGACGACGGCGUCAGCGUGCUCGACGACGAUUGGCUCGGCGGCUCCGAAGCCGUCGACGAGCCCACGUACAACGACAUCUCGCGCGAAGCCGUCCGGUGCCUCGAAGCUCUCUCGACAUCGGGCAGCUACAAGAGCCAAGGGGUCCAAGAAUGGCUCAUCGCGGUGCUCGACCAAGUCCUUCGCAAUGUGCCGUAUGAACUCGCGACGCAGGCCAGCACGGUGCGGGCCGCGCGGAGUCGGACGCGGCCUCUCCAGAACGCACCGCCAAACAAACCAAACGAGUUUCUGGACGCGCAUACGCGGGCUCUGCGCGCGCUGGCGUUUGUGAUCGAACGGCCCGCGUGCCAAGCCGCGUUUGUCAAGGCCGGCGGCCUCCCGCUGCUAAACGCCAUGGCGGCGUCGCUCGACAAAGACGGGCCGUCGGCUGCCAAGUUUCAAAUCGAGUGGGCGCGCGUCAUCGCCAACCUCGCGUCCAGCGCUGAGAUGGAUUGGCACGUCAAGAGUGAACUCCAGCGCGGUGCGUGGACGUCGGCGCUUGAGGCGCUCGCGACGUCUUCGAACGUCCAAGUCAAAAUGCAAGCCCGGCGAGCACUUCACAACCUCUCGACGGCUUACGACGCCACCAUGGUCCGUGACAAGGAUGAGGACGAGGACGAGGAUGCGAUGGAGCGACGACUGCCAGAGAAAAAGGUCGUGUACCUCGAAGGCGUCCACCCGAUGCUUGGCGCCCCGACAGAAGGGACGCCGGCAACCUACGACGUCGACGUUGUCUUCAUCCACGGUCUCCUUGGAUGUGCGUACGAGACGUGGAUUGGCGGCGACAACAUCCACGCCCCCGACGCGUCGACGCCGGUCUGGGCCAACGAUUGGCUCGUCGCCGACCUCCAAGCCCGCGGGCUCGAGCCGCGCGUCGUCUCCCUCGGCUACGACUCGAAAAUCUUUGCGUCCGAGUCGAAUUUCGAGACGCUGUGUCUCGAAGACACGAGCCGCGAUCUGCUCCAGAAGCUGCAAAAGGCGCAGGUCGGCACGUCGAAGCGGCCCGUCGUGUUUGUGACCCAUAGCAUGGGCGGCAUUGUCCUGAAGAAGAUGCUCAGCGACGCGGCCGACCACAACAUGCAGUCGCUGCCCGAGGCGACGUCGGGGCUCAUGUUUUACUCGACGCCGCACCACGGAUCGCCGGUCGCGGUCGCCCUCCAGCGCAUCAACGUCAAGAGCCUCAACCUCGCGCACCCGGUCGUCGCGGACCUCCAUGGCACGCCACGUCUCAAGCACUUGAACGAAUGGUGCGCGAGCUUUGCGUCGACCAAGGGCGAUGACCUGCACGUGCUCAGCGUCGGCGAGACGCGCCCGAUGAAGAUUCCGAUCGUCGGCGUCGAAGCCGUCGUUGUGCCCGAGGCGUCGUCCAACCCGGGCUUCGGCGAGUACGUGCGGCUCGACGACGCCGACCACAUUGACGUCUGCAAGCCCAAGUCCAUGGAGGACGUCCGGUAUACGCUGGCGCGCGACUUCAUCCUGCGCGCCGUCCCGCCCCGUCGCUACGACAACCAGCUCGAGAUGGACGACGACGACGACGACGACGAGCACGCCUGA